This is a messenger RNA of Aegilops tauschii subsp. strangulata, 582 nucleotides long. Lineage: Eukaryota; Viridiplantae; Streptophyta; Magnoliopsida; Poales; Poaceae. The record is from RefSeq and is a predicted model, not a curated record.
AUGUCGCCGCCGAGUUCGCCGGAGGAAGAAGCGCAGAGUUCGCCGGAGGAACAAGAACGUCCGUCCAACCAUCCAAUGUCGCUGCCGGCGGCUACAACAGAGAAAUUAGAUGACAUCGCUCAAGUGAACAUUGUAGAGGAUUUUGAUAACCGACCUUCCAAAAAGGCAAAAAUUUCCGAAUCAAGUGUUCUGGAGCCAUCACCUAUGUCACCAACUAUGUCAACAUCUUCUCCAGGUUCAGAGUGUUUUGAAUCAAUUGUGCCGGAAUCAGAUAAUCAGAUGAAUCAUGAUACAUUAUCAUCACCUAGAUCGACAAUAUCUCCUGUUUUUCCAUUACAUGAUGUUAAGGAACCAGAUUCACAUAAAGAGAUCAAAGUUUAUGAUUAUCUCCCACAAGACUAUACAUUGACCGACCAUGAUCUAUGUGCUCAUAUAGCAAUAGAAUCAUCUUUGAGAAAAGAAUUGCUGGUUCAGAUAGAUGGAAGUUCUGUCUUGCAACAUCAAUUGAUGUGCCCGCUAGAUAAAAAAGAGUGGGUAAAUGAUGAUGUAAGUACCCUUACUCAAACAGGAAAAAGUUUCUAA